AUGCACCUGUUUUGCACCUUCUCCCUGCUGCUGCUGGUGUCCGCCCCGGUGAGCGCCACUGUGUCGAACAGCUUCAGAGAGUGCAGCCAUUUUUUUUACAUGCAGACCCCACCUGCAGGGAUUAGAGGAACCAGCCUGCGCAGGAUCUGCCAGAAGUAUGCAGACAAACCACGCUACACCACAUUAUAUGACAGCAGCUGCCGCCUUCCCCUUUACUCAGCCUACAUCUUCAAGAAGUCUGAUGGGAAGAGGAGGAUGGAUACACCCUGGAUGUAUGAGCCUCAGUUGCUUUCUGAUGAUGAGAGUGGAAAUAUGAGAGCUCUUCCCCUGACUGAUGCCACCCCUCCUCUGAUUGAGGACAGCCAGGCUGUGCUGGAGGACUACACAGACGCUGUGGGGUACAGACGUGGCCCACUCAAUCCUGACUUACACCAAGCCGAGCCAGACGACAAAUCCUCCACCUAUACUCUGACCAAUGUAGUCCCAUUAAUCUCAGAGUUCUUGGAUGCCUCCUGGAAUCCAUACUUGGACACCGUUCGCCGGCGCCUCAAUAACUUCUGCCAUGGUAAAUCGUUUAUUGUGACAGGAGUGACUGUUUCAGGGGCGACCAUCCAGCGAGACAACAGGAACCGCUUAGCAAUCCCAAAAUACUUAUGGCUGGCAUACUGCUGCCCACGGUUUGACCAUAACUCACCAUAUGAAGUGAGAUUUAUGUUCCCUUCUUACGGUGGUUAUGCACUGAAUAAACAGACAGGCCACAGUGUGGUGGAAGUUCCUCUGAAGACACUGGAGGACUUCCUGGAGAGACAGAUAGACCAACAUGAUGACAUGAAUAUUUUCUAUAAAGGUUGCAUGUCCGAAAAUGCCUUCAAGCAGAAGAGGAGCGACAUGACCAUAAGAGGGAGAGUGGAAAAAGAGCUAUCUCCAGAGUGCAGAGAAUUCCUCUACAUGGGCAGACCACCAACCGGACUGGGGCAUCGCUCCCUACACUUCAUUUGUCAACAUUACAACAAGAAGGCACGCUAUGUGACGCUGUACAACACCGUGGACCAUAUACCUGUCUACUCUGCCUACACCUUCAAACGCUCAGAUGGGGAGGAAUGUGUUGAUGUGCCUUGGAUGUAUGAGCCUCAGCUCUCCACAUCCUCUGAUACAGAGGAGAUGCAGCCCUUCCCACGUGGUUACAUGCACAUGAAUUUUGAAGAUGCCCAAGCUGUGCUUGAUGAUUACACAAAUGCCAUCCAAUACGAGCGUGGCACACUCAACCCAGAUGAGCAUCAGGGCGAGCUUGAUGACAAGGCCUCCACCUACACGCUGACUAAUGUUGUGCCGGUGGUGCCCGACUUCAACAACAGAGUCUGGAACAAACAAGAGCACAUCAUCCGCAAGCGGCUCAACAACUACUGCCACGGGAAAGCGUACAUCAUCACGGGCAUCACCACCUCGGGGAAGAUGAUCCGCCGACAAAACAUCAAUCGCAUCGCAGUGCCCACAUACGUGUGGUCAGCAUAUUGCUGUGCUGACUUUGACCACAACGCCCCGUACGAUGAGCGCUACAAGUUGCCAUCUUUUGCCUACUAUGGGCUCAAUGAGGAGAACAACGAGGUGGUGGAAAUCUCUGUCCAGAAGCUGAAGGAGUUCCUGAAGAAGACCACCUUCGUAGACCAGAAUUUUCAGAUCUUUGUCGACGACUGUGUCCCACCAGCUUCAAAUUUAAAACACAUGAGAGAAAAGUUUUUGUAA
Messenger RNA from Solea senegalensis (Senegalese sole), 1743 nucleotides. RefSeq lists its product as uncharacterized. Lineage: Eukaryota; Metazoa; Chordata; Actinopteri; Pleuronectiformes; Soleidae. The coding region runs from base 1 to 1743 and encodes 580 amino acids. The transcript is spliced from 4 exons. Gene Ontology annotation, molecular function: nucleic acid binding; hydrolase activity; metal ion binding. The record is from RefSeq and is a predicted model, not a curated record.